AGUUGAGCAGCCGGUUUCUGAAGGAGCUGGAGCAUCCCAGCCCAGAUGGGACCUCACCAUCAGAUGGAUGGAAGAGCCGCAACUGCUUGCAAAGUGCUUAUGUUGUUCACUGCAUGCAUAAUACAGGCUAGUUGCCAAGGAUGUGAGCGUGGGCAGUUUCGCUGUGGAAAUGGUCGCUGCAUUCCAGCAGACUGGAGGUGUGAUGGGGCCAGAGACUGCUCAGAUGAUACAGAUGAAGCUGGUUGUCCACAACCAACAUGCGAGGGAAAUCAGUUUCAGUGUCAGACUGAUGGUGAAUGUAUCCCACAAUCAUGGGUUUGUGAUGAUGAGGAAGACUGUGAAGAUGGCUCAGAUGAGCAUCAACAAUGCCCGGGAAGGACGUGCUCAAGCCGGCAGUUCACGUGUUCAAAUGGACAAUGUAUCCCAAGUGCAUACAGGUGUGAUCGAGUAAAGGACUGCACUGAUGGAACAGAUGAAAGAGACUGCCGCUACCCAACAUGUGAACAGUUAUCUUGUGCAAACGGAGCGUGUUUUAAUGCAAGCCAGCGAUGUGAUAGCAAAGUGGAUUGCAGAGAUUCUUCUGAUGAAGCUAAUUGCACACGUGGAUGUGCCAGUACGCAGUUUCAGUGUGCUAAUGGAGAAUGUAUUCCCCGAGCCUUUAUCUGUGACCAUGAUGACGACUGUGGAGACAGGAGUGAUGAAAAAUCUUGUACUUAUGCAACUUGCAGAGGCAACUUUUUCACUUGCCCAAGUGGCCGCUGCAUUCAUCAGAGCUGGAUAUGUGAUGGAGAUGAUGACUGUGAAGAUAAUGAAGAUGAAAGAGGAUGUGAAAGUGGCCGCCAUGAAUGUUACCCAGGAGAAUGGGCCUGCCCUGAGUCAGGGCACUGCAUUCCAAUUGGGAAAGUGUGUGAUGGGACUGCAGACUGUCCUGCGGGAGAAGAUGAAACUAACGUCACUGCAGGCAGACAUUGCAACAUAUCACGCUGCGCUGCCAUGAGCUGCCAGUAUCGCUGUCAUUCUUCACCCUCAGGAGGGAUGUGUUACUGCCCUGCAGGAUAUAUAAUAAGUAGCAAUGACAGUCGUACUUGUGUUGAUUUUGAUGACUGCAAAAUGUGGGGUGUCUGUGACCAGCUGUGUGAAGAUCGUGUGGGACAUCACCAGUGCCACUGUGUGGAAGGUUAUGUCCUAGAACAUCAUCGGCACUGUCGAGCCAACACUUCGGCUGGUGUUGCAUCAAUUAUUUUUUCCAAUGGCCGUGAUUUAUUGAUUGGAGAUCUUCAUGGAAGGAGUUUUCGUACUUUGGUACAGUCACGGAAUCGUGGAGUUGCAGUUGGAGUGGACUUUCACUUUUACCUGCACAGAAUCUUUUGGACUGAUACAGUACAAGAUAAGGUUUUUUCCAUAAAUAUUGAUGGCUCUGAAAUUCAAGAAGUUUUAAAUGUUUCGGUUGACACUCCUGAAAAUCUAGCAGUGGAUUGGGUUAACAAUAAAUUGUAUGUGGUCGAGACCAGCGUGAACAGAAUAGAUAUGGUUGACUUGGAUGGAACAAACCGUGUCACUCUUAUUGCUGAAAAUCUGGGAAAUCCUAGAGGAAUAGCACUUGAUCCAACUGUUGGAUAUUUAUUUUUCUCAGACUGGGAUAGUCUUUCUGGUGAUCCUAAAGUGGAAAGGGCCUUCAUGGAUGGUACAAACCGACAGGAUUUGAUAAAAACAAAAUUAGGCUGGCCUGCUGGAAUAACGCUGGAUAUUGUAUCAAAGAGGCUUUACUGGGUUGACAGCCGGUUUGACUACAUUGAGACUGUAACUUAUGAUGGGCUCCAAAGGAGAACAAUAGCUCAUGGAGGCUCACUGAUUCCUCAUCCAUAUGGAAUAACUUUAUUUGAACACAGUGUUUAUUUCACUGAUUGGACCAAACUGGCAGUGGUGAAAGCUAACAAGUUUUCAGAAUCUAACCCUCAAGUGAUCUACCAGUCUUCAUUAAGACCUUAUGGAGUGACAGUUUACCAUGCUGCCAGGCAGCCAUAUGUGAGAAAUCCUUGUGGAAGUAAUAAUGGGGGAUGUGAACAGAUCUGUGUUCUCAGCCACAAAACAGAUAAUGAUGGACUAGGUUAUCGCUGUAGAUGUGUACUGGGCUUUGACCUACAUGUAGAUGGACGACACUGCAUCGCUGUGCAGCAGUUCCUGCUCUUUUCAUCCCAGCUGGCGGUGCGGGGAAUCCCAUUCAAUCUUUCCACCCAGGAAGAUGUGAUCAUCCCCAUAACAGGGAGCCCUUCAUACUUCAUUGGAAUUGAUUUCUGUGCUCAGGAUGACACCAUAUUUUUUUCAGACACAAGUAAAGACAUAAUCUAUAAACAGAAAACUGAUGGUUCAGGAAGAGAGAUCCUGACGGCUAAUAGAGUGGAAAGUGUUGAAGAUUUGGCCUUUGAUUGGAUCUCAAAGAAUCUAUACUGGACAGACCCUCGGUAUAGGAGUAUUAGUGUGAUGAGGCUGGCAGAUAAAUCUAGGCGAGCUAUUGUUCAGAAUUUAAAUAACCCUCGAUCAAUAGUGGUUCAUCCUGUUAUUGGGUAUAUAUUCUGGACAGAUUGGUUCCGUCCUGCUAAAAUCGUGAGAGCCUGGAGUGAUGGUUCCCAUGCCUUGCCAAUUGUGAACACAACGCUAGGCUGGCCUAAUGGCCUAGCCAUUGACUGGGGUACUUUAAGGCUGUACUGGGUGGAUGCCUUUUUCGAUAAAAUUGAGCACAGCACCUUUGAUGGGCUGGACAGACGGACACUUGAACGUAUCAGUCAGAUGACUCACCCAUUUGGCCUUACUAUUUUUGGAGGUUAUGCCUAUUUCACUGAUUGGAGACUUGGUGGAAUAGUUCGAGUGAGGAAGUCUGAUGGAGGAGAAAUGACUAUUAUUAGGAGGGGUAUUAGUAACAUUAUGCAUGUUAAAGCAUAUGAUGCUCAUUCCCAAAUAGGUUCUAACUACUGUAAUAGAGGAACAAACCCCAAUGGAGACUGCAGCCAUUUCUGCUUUCCAGUACCUAAUUUUCAGAGGGUUUGCGGUUGUCCAUAUGGCAUGAAGCUGGCUUCAAAUCAGUUGACGUGUGUUGAAGAUCCAUCCAAUGAGCCACCAACUUUGCAGUGUGGCUCAUACUCAUUUUCCUGUGGCAAUGGAAGAUGUGUGCCUCGAUACUAUCAGUGUGAUGGUGUUGAUGAUUGUCAUGAUAACAGUGAUGAGCAAAACUGUGGUUCUUUAAACAAUUCUUGUGCUUCAUCAGCCUUUACCUGUGCCAAUGGACAGUGUAUUCCAGGUCGCUGGCAUUGCGAUAAACAUAAUGACUGUUUUGAUGGCAGUGAUGAAUUGCGUUGUCCUACACAAGGACCCACUUCAUGUCCUGUAAACCUGUUCACCUGUGACAAUAACCGGUGUAUUCCUAGGAUCUGGCUGUGUGAUACUGAUAAUGACUGUGGUGAUGGGUCAGAUGAAAAAAACUGCACUUUCACAGGUACCUGUGAACCUGGGCAGUUCCAGUGUCCUGACCAUCGCUGUAUUGACCCGUACUAUGUCUGUGAUGGAGACAAAGACUGUGUGGAUGGUGCUGAUGAGCAUGACUGCGUAUACAACUGCAGUGCCACAGAGUUUAAGUGUGUAAGUGGAGACCAAUGUAUCAGUACUUAUUACCAGUGUGAUGGUGUUUUUGACUGUAAUGAUCACUCAGAUGAGACUGAUUGUCCUACAAGACCACCAGGGAUGUGCCACCAGAACGAAUUCCAGUGUCAGUCCGAUGGCAAUUGUAUUCCUGCUACCUGGGAAUGUGAUGGCCAUCUUGACUGUGCAGAUGGCUCAGAUGAACAUCAUAGGUGUCCUGCCAGGACCUGCCCUCCUUCCCUUUUCCGCUGCGACAAUGGCAACUGUGUCUAUCGAGCAUGGAUCUGUGAUGGUGAUAAUGACUGCCGGGAUAUGAGUGAUGAGAGAGAUUGUCCUACUCAGCCAUUCCGGUGCCCCAGCUGGCAGUGGCAAUGUCCAGGUCACAGUAUCUGUGUGAAUCUGAGCAAAGUAUGUGAUAAUUCUGCUGAUUGUCCCAAUGGAGCAGAUGAAUCUCCACUGUGCAAUCAGGAGAGCUGCUCUGACAAUAAUGCUGGCUGCACUCAUGAAUGUAUUCAAGGCCCUUUUGGAGCUCAGUGUACCUGUCCUAUUGGAUAUCAGCUUGCAAAUGACUCUAAGACCUGUGAAGAUAUUAAUGAAUGUGACCCUCCAGGCUUUUGUAGUCAACACUGUUACAAUGAAAGAGGUUAUUUUAGGUGCUACUGUGAUGAUGGAUACAUUCUAGAAACCAAUGGGAGGACUUGUAAAGCUGCAGAGUCUGGAAAUCUUCUCUUGCUAGUGGCAAGCCGUAACCAAAUUGUUGUAGACAACAUCACCUCUCAGUCACACAGUAUUUAUUCUCUGGUUCGAGAUGGAAGGAAUAUUGUGGCUAUUGAUUUUGAUUCAAUCACAAAUCGUAUCUUUUGGUCUGAUACAACACAAGAUAAAAUUUGGAGUGCUUAUCAAAAUGCGACAGACCGAAAAAUAGUGUUUGACAGUGGUGUCACCGUGACUGAAAGUAUAGCGGUAGACUGGGUAGGUCGCAAUCUUUACUGGACAGACUUUGUUCUGGAAACAAUUGAAGUCUCUAAAAUGGAUGGGAGCCACAGGACUGUGCUGAUUAGUGAAAAUAUAACAAACCCAAGGGGACUAGUAUUAGAUCCCAGAAUUGAUGCUCAUGUGAUGUUCUGGAGUGACUGGGGCCAAAACCCGAGAAUUGAAAAAGCCAGCAUGGAUGGCAAAAUGCGAACAGUUAUCAUUAACAAUAAAAUCUAUUGGCCCAAUGGACUCUCAAUUGAUUACCCAAAUAAGCUGCUGUAUUUUGCUGAUGCCUACCUUGAUUAUAUCGAUUUUUGUGAUUACAAUGGAAACAAUAGACGACAAGUGGUUGCAAGUGAUUUGAUAUUGCAGCAUCCGCAUGCUCUAACUGUCUUUGAAGACUUUGUGUACUGGAGUGACCGGUACACUAAUCGGGUAAUUCGGGCCAAUAAGUGGCAUGGAGGAAACCAAACAGUUAUGAUUUAUAACAUUCACCAGCCUCUGGGGCUUGUGGCAGUCCAUCCUGUAAAGCAACCUCAUGAUAUCAAUUCUUGUUCAUCUUCUCCCUGUAGCCACCUCUGCUUGCUUUCUUCAUCUGGGCCAUUUUUUUUUUCCUGUGCUUGUCCUUCAGGAUGGGAGCUUUCUCCUGAUAACAGAAACUGCAUGAGAGUUGAACAGCCUUUCCUUAUUGCUGUAAGAGAUAAUAUAAUUUAUGGAAUUUCUCUGAACCCUGAGGAGAAGACUAAUGAUGCCAUGGUUCCAAUAGCAGGAGUUCAAAAUGGUGUUGAUGUUGACUUUGAUGACACAGAACAAAUGAUUUAUUGGGUUGAAAAUCCGGGUGAAAUUCACAGAGUGAGGUCAGAUGGAACGAAUAGGACCGUUUUUGCUCCAGCAGCCGUUAUUGGUGCUCCUAUUGGCCUGGCAUUGGACUGGAUAUCUGCAAACCUGUAUUACAGUAAUCCAGGAACACAGUCAAUUGAGGUCCUGAAGCUGCAUGGUGAAGUAAAGUACAGGAAAACUCUGAUCACCAACGAUGGUACCUCAGUUGGAGCUGGCAACCCGAUUGGUUUGACUGUUGAUCCAGCAAGAGGGAAGCUGUACUGGACAGACCAGGGAACUGACAGUGGAGUCCCUGCCAAGGUUGCCAGUGCAAACAUGGAUGGCUCAGACAUACAAACCCUCUUCACUGGCAACCUUGAUCAUGUAGAGUUCAUUACCAUUGACAUUAAGGAACAAAAGUUGUACUGGGCUGUCACAAGCACAGGAACGAUUGAAAAAGGCAAUGUGGAUGGUACAAAUCGUGUGACUCUAGUGGUUCAUCUUUCUCACCCAUGGGGAGUUGCUGUGUAUGAUACCUUUUUGUACUAUACUGAUCGAGAUUAUGAAGUCAUUGAACGAGUUGACAAAUCCACUGGAGCAAACAAAGUAUUGCUGAGAGAUAAUAUCCCAAGACUGAAGUGCCUGCGAGUUUAUUACAGAGACAAUUCUGCUGGUUCUUCAAACGGCUGCAGUAAUAAUAUUGGAGUUUGUCAGCAGCUUUGCCUGCCUGUACCUGGUGGAUUAUUCUCCUGUGCCUGCGCUACAGGCUUUCAGCUAAAUCCUGAUAACAGAACCUGUUCCCCAUACAGUUCUUUUGUAAUUGUUUCUAUGCUUUCUGCAAUUAAAGGAUUUAGUUUAGAGACAUCUGAUCAUUCUGAAGCCAUGGUACCACUGGCAGGAAGAGGACGCAACGCACUUCAUGUGGAUGUUCACAUGCCGUCUGGUUUCAUCUACUGGUGUGACUUCAGCAGCACAGUUUCUUCUCAGAAUGCAAUACGUAAAAUUAAACCUGAUGGUUCUUAUUUUAGAAAUGUUAUUACCAAUGGAAUAGGACGAAAUGGAAUUCGUGGCAUUGCAGUUGACUGGGUAGCAGGAAAUCUUUAUUUUACAAAUGCUUUCCUGACAGAGACUUUUAUAGAAGUUUUGCGUUUAAACACAACUUAUCGCCGCGUUCUGCUUAAAACUACAGUAGAUAUGCCAAGGCACAUAGUAGUAGACCCAAAAAACAGGUAUCUGUUCUGGGCAGAUUACGGACAGAAUCCAAAGAUCGAACGUGCAUUUCUUGACUGCACCAACAGAACAGUGCUUGUGUCUGAGGGCAUUGUCACACCUCGUGGUUUGGCCAUAGAUCACAGCAAUGGCUACAUUUACUGGGUGGAUGAUUCCUUAGAUAUGAUUGCAAGAAUUCAGCCUGAUGGUGGUGAUGUUGAAAUUGUGCGUUACGGCAGUCGCUAUCCAACUCCAUAUGGUAUCACUGUCUUUGAAAAUUCCAUGAUCUGGGUGGACAGGAACCUGAAGAAAGUCUUCCAAGCCAGCAAGGAGCCAGGCAAUACAGAUCAGCCAACUGUUAUACGAGACAACAUUAAUUGGCUAAGGGAUGUUACCAUUUACAACAGUCGUUUCCAGUCACGUUCACCCCUUGACGUCAACAACAAUCCUUGUCUGGAGAACAACGGAGGCUGUUCCCAUCUAUGUUUUGCCCUGCCGGAUUUGCAAACACCCAAAUGUGGUUGUGCCUUUGGAACGCUAGGCAGCGAUGGCAAGAGAUGUUCCAUUUCAACAGACGAUUACUUGAUUUUUGCCCUUGAGAAUGCCCUCAGAAGCAUCCACCUGGAUCCUGAAAAUCACAGUCCCCCUUUCCGCACAGUCAAUGUUUUAAGAACUGCAGUGGCCCUAGACUUUGACAGCUUGAACAACCGAAUAUAUUUUACACAAAGUUCCCCCUCAGGGACAGGAAGAAUCAGUUAUGUUAGUAUUUACUCAGGAAUUGGCACUCCAACAGUAGUUGCAUCAGAUCUGGGGACUCCAGAUGGCAUAGCCUUUGACUGGAUCAAUAGCAGAAUUUACUACAGUGACUACCUCAAUCAGACUAUCAGCUCAAUGGCGGUGGAUGGCUCUAAUCGCACGGUGAUCGCCCGGGUUCCACGACCAAGAGCCAUUGUAUUAGAUCCCUGCAGAGGGUAUAUGUACUGGACUGACUGGAGUUCCAAUGCAAAGAUAGAACGAGCUACACUUGGAGGAAACUUCAGAACACCUGUUGUUAGCACCAAUUUAGUAUGGCCGAACGGGCUCACCUUGGACUAUGAAGAACAGCAGCUAUACUGGGCUGAUGCAAAUCUGCAGAAGAUAGAGCGAUGCACGCUCACUGGUACAAACCGUGAGGUAAUUGUUAGCACUGCUCUGCAUCCAUUUGCAGUUACUUUGUUUGAUCAGCACGUUUACUGGACAGACUGGAACACACGAAGCAUUUACCGAGCUAAUAAGUAUGAUGGUUCAGAUCAGAUUGUAAUGAUCAUGAAUCUGCCACAGAGACCAAUGGAUAUUCAUGUCUGGGCAAAGAGUAAGCAGCAGCAGUGUACCAAUCCUUGCAACCAGUUCAACGGUGGUUGCAGUCACAUCUGUGCACCAGGUCCAGCUGGUGCAGAAUGUCAGUGCCCCUCCGAAGGUCGCUGGUAUUUAGCCAAUAAUAACAAGCACUGUAUUGUGGAUAACGGUACCAGGUGUGAGGCUGGUUUCUUCACAUGCCUUAAUGGGCGGUGUAUCUCAGAGCGGUGGAAAUGCGACAAUGACAAUGAUUGUGGUGAUGGCAGUGAUGAGCUGGAGAAUGUGUGUGCUUUUCACACUUGUCAGCCAACAGCUUUUACCUGUGGCAAUGGGCGAUGUGUACCCUAUCAUUACCGCUGUGAUCACUACAAUGACUGUGGAGACAACAGUGACGAAGCUGGCUGCUUGUUCCGAACUUGUGACUCCCACACAGAAUUUUCUUGUAAUAAUGGAAGGUGUAUAUCUCUUCAGUAUGUCUGCAAUGGUGUAAACAACUGUUACGAUAACGGCACAUCCGAUGAGAGAAAUUGCCCGGAGCGCACUUGCCAAUCUGGUUUUACAAAAUGUCAAAGCACAAACAUUUGCAUACCUCGAACGUAUUUGUGUGAUGGGGAUAAUGACUGUGGAGAUAUGAGUGAUGAGAGCCCUACUCACUGUGUCUCACUGACUUGCACAAAUAGUGAGUUUCGUUGUACAUCGGGACGUUGUAUUCCUGCUCAUUGGUACUGUGAUCAAGGAAUAGACUGUGCGGAUGGCUCUGAUGAACCUGCCUCUUGUGUACCCCAAAUGCGGACUUGUUCAAGCGACCAGUUCAGAUGUGAUGAUGGCAGAUGUAUCCCAGCAACGUGGAUCUGCGAUGGUGAUAAUGACUGUGGAGAUAUGAGUGAUGAGGAUCAAAGACACAAUUGUGCAAACCGCAACUGCACAGCAGUGGAGUUCAUGUGUGCCAAUAAUCAGCCCCCGCUCAGGAGGUGUAUUCCUCAGGCAUGGGUCUGUGAUGGCGAUGCUGACUGCAGUGAUGCUUUUGAUGAACACCAGAACUGCACACGAAGAUCUUGUACAGAAAAUGAGUUCACUUGUAAUAAUGGCUUAUGUAUCCGAAACACAUACAGAUGUGACAGACGGAAUGACUGUGGUGACAGCAGUGAUGAAAGGGGGUGCAUCUAUGAAGCAUGUCAACAGCACCAGUUUACCUGUCAGAAUGGGCGCUGCAUUUCCAAGGCUUACAUCUGUGACGGGGAUAAUGACUGUGGUGAUGAAUCUGAUGAGCUGGAACAUCUCUGUAGUACACCAGAAGCAACUUGUUCUCCCCAUCAUUUUAAAUGUGACAAUGGAAACUGCAUUGAAACGGUUAAAGUCUGCAAUCGGUUGGAUGAUUGCUUAGACAAUAGCGAUGAAAAAGGAUGUGGUGUAAAUGAAUGCAGUGACCCUUCAAUCAGUGGGUGUGAUCAUGACUGCACCGACACCCAGACAAGUUUCUACUGUUCUUGCCAUCCUGGAUACAAACUUAUGUCUGAUAAACGGACUUGUGAUGAUAUAGAUGAGUGCAAUGAAACUCCAUCAGUAUGUAGCCAGAUUUGUGAGAACACAGCUGGCUCCUACAUCUGUAAGUGUGCCCCAGGCUAUAUCCGGGAGCCUGAUGGAAAAAGUUGCCGACAAAAUAGUAAUAUCUCCCCAUACCUUAUUUUUAGCAACCGUUACUAUCUGAGAAAUCUCACAGCAGAUGGCCAGUCUUACUCUCUCAUUUUGCAAGGACUGAGAAAUGUUGUGGCACUGGACUUUGACAGGGUGGAAAAAAGGUUGUACUGGAUUGAUGUGGGGAGGAAGGUCAUUGAACGAAUGUUCCUAAAUGGAACAAAUAAGGAGGCUGUAAUAAGUGAUGAUGUGCCCAGCGGGGAAGGUAUCGCUGUUGACUGGGUUGGCAGAAAACUCUACUGGGUGGAUGCCUACAAAGAUUGUCUCUACGUUGCUGAACUUGAUGGAAGAUUCCGGAAAAAGCUGGUAGAUCGGUGUAUGGAUGUCAACAACACUUUCUGCUUUCAGUACCCCAGAGCAAUUGUUGUCCAUCCAAAAUACGGACAGAUUUACUGGACAGACUGGGCAGAUCGAGCCUAUUUAGAAUGGCCCAAUGGACUCACCAUAGAUUACACCAACGACAAGCUCUACUGGGCAGAUGCCCAUCUAAAUUACAUUGAGUACUCUGACCUGGAUGGACAUCAUCGUCACACAGUAUACGAUGGGACUUUACCUCAUCCAUUUGCAAUUACAAUUUUUGAAGACACGAUAUAUUGGACUGACUGGAACACAAGAACUGUCGAAAAGGGAAAUAAAUAUGAUGGGUCAGGCAGGAGUGUUCUUGUGAAUACCACACACAGGCCAUUUGACAUCCAUGUCUACCAUCCAUACAGACAGCCAUUUGUUAAUAAUCCUUGUGGCACCAACAAUGGUGGUUGUUCCCAUCUUUGUCUAAUAAAAGCUGGUGGUCAGGGUUAUUCCUGUGAAUGUCCUGAUAACUUCAUGAUAGUGCAGUUCGGUGAUACAGCCCACUGCCUUCCAAUGUGCUCUAGCACCCAGUUUCUCUGUGCAGACACUGAAAGAUGUAUUCCUAUCUGGUGGAAAUGUGAUGGACAGAGGGAUUGUCGAGAUGGCUCUGAUGAGCCCCCUACCUGUCCACAGCGAUACUGUCCUGUUGGUCAGUUCCAGUGUAAUGAUGGGAACUGCACAAGUCCACAUUUCUUGUGCAAUACCCUGCCAGAUUGCCAUGACAGAUCAGAUGAAGAUCCUGUACUUUGUGCUAAUCACCAGUGUGAGACCCAUCAGUGGCAGUGUGCCAAUAAACGAUGUAUCCCAGAAGCCUGGCAGUGUGAUAGAGAAGAUGACUGUGGUGAUAACUCAGAUGAAGAUAGUACUCACUGUGCCAGUAGAACUUGUUCUCCAGGCCAAUUUAAAUGUGACAAUGGCCGCUGCAUCCCGCAGUCCUGGAAGUGUGAUGUGGAUGAUGAUUGUGGUGAUAACUCUGAUGAGCCAUUCCAUGAAUGCAUGGGCCCUGCCUAUCGCUGUGACAACCACACAGAAUUCAGCUGUAGAACCAACUACCGUUGCAUAGCAUUGUGGGCAGUGUGCAAUGGGAAUGAUGACUGCAGGGACAACAGUGACGAGCAAGGCUGUGAAGAGAUGACUUGCAGUCCUUCUGGAGACUUCCGCUGUGAUAAUCAUCGAUGUAUCCCACUGCGCUGGAAGUGUGAUGGAGAUGAUGACUGUGGAGAUGAUUCUGAUGAGCACAACUGCAGUCCUCGGGAAUGUACAGAAAGUGAAUACCGUUGUGACAAUUUGCGUUGCAUUCCGUCCCGGUGGAUAUGUGAUCACGACGAUGACUGUGAAGACAAUUCAGAUGAACGUGACUGUGAGCUGAGGACCUGUCACCCAGGUUAUUUCCAGUGUGAGAGUGGACACUGCAUUGCAGAGCGCUUCAGAUGCGACGGAAAUGCAGACUGCCUUGACUUCUCUGAUGAAGCAACUUGUCCAACACGAUAUCCUAAUGGCACAUAUUGUCCACCCAUGCUGUUUGAAUGUAAAAACCAUGUGUGUAUCCAGCCAUACUGGAAAUGUGAUGGUGAUAAUGACUGUGGAGAUAACUCUGAUGAAGAACUUCACCUUUGCUUGGAUGUUGCUUGUGAACCUCCAUUCCGUUUCCGGUGCGAAAACAAUCGCUGCAUAUACAGUCAUGAGCUGUGCAACCAGGAAGAUGACUGUGGAGAUGGAAGUGAUGAGAAAGAGGAACACUGUAGAGAGCCAACCCCGAGACCUUGUACAACUGAUGAAUUCAAGUGCAGUAAUGGAAAUUGCAUUUCUCUACAUUAUGUGUGUGACAAUUAUGAUGACUGUGGAGACCAUUAUGAUGAAAUGGGCUGCAAUCCUGGAACAGAACGAACUUGUGCAGAAAAUAUUUGCGAACAGAACUGUACCAACUUGAAUGAAGGAGGCUUUAUCUGUUCCUGUAGGCCAGGGUACAAAGCCAAUGAACUUAACCGAAACUCCUGUGAUGAUAUCAAUGAAUGUGAGAUCUUUGGAACAUGCACCCAGGACUGCCAGAAUUCCAAAGGAAGCUACGAAUGUUUCUGUGCAGAUGGCUUCAGGUCUGUGGGUGAUCAACAAGGGAAACAGUGUGCAGCCAACGGUAAUCCUCCGUUAUUACUGCUGCCAGAUAACGUGCGGAUUCGAAGAUACAAUAUCUCAUCAGCGCAGUACUCUGACUAUAUCGAUAACCAGGAACGCAUCCAAGCUAUAGAUUAUGAUUGGGACCCUGAAGGGAUAGGCCUGAGUAUUGUGUACUUCAGCAUUCUGGGACAGGGCUCUGACUUUGGAUCCAUCAAACGUGCUUAUCUGCCCACAUUUGACAGCAGUAGAAACAAUCCUACAAAGGAAGUUGACCUGAAUCUCAGAUACAUAGUUAAUCCUGAUGGGUUAGCAGUUGACUGGGUUGGAAGGCAUCUUUAUUGGACUGAUGCAGGGACCAAUCGUAUAGAAGUGGCAAAGUUAGAUGGACGGUACAGAAAAUGGCUUAUCUCUUCUCUACUGGAUCAACCAGCAGCUAUUGCUGUCAAUCCAAAACUUGGGUUCAUGUAUUGGACUGACUGGGGAAGGCAGCCAAAGAUUGAACGUGCCUGGAUGGACGGACAGCAAAGACAAACUCUGGUCUCUGAAGACCUUGGCUGGCCAACAGGUCUUUCUAUUGAUUAUUUGAACAAUGACAGGAUCUAUUGGAGUGAUUCUAAAGAAAAUAUUAUUGAAUCCAUGAGACCUGAUGGGACAGACAGAACCGUAGUAUUACACGGAGUAGGCAGUCCGUACAGCCUUGAUGUCUUUGAAGGCCAUUUAUACUGGGUAGCUAAAGAACGAGGAGAAGUCUGGAAGAAAGAUAAAUUUGGAAGUGGAGAAAAAGUAAAAGUGCUGACUGUAAAUCCCUGGCUCACUCAAGUGCGCAUCUAUCACCAACACAGAUACAAUCAGUCAGUGCCUAAUCCUUGUAAAGAUGUCUGCAGCCAUCUCUGCUUGCUGAGACCAGGGGGAUAUACCUGCGCUUGUCCUCAAGGGACACGAUUCGUAGAAGGCAGCAGCACAGAGUGUGAUGCAGCCAUUGAAUCCCCUCCGACAAUGCCACCAGCAUGCAGGUGCAUGUAUGGAGGAACUUGUUAUAUAGAUGAGAGUGGUCUUCCAAAAUGCAAGUGUUCUUAUGGCUACACUGGGAAUUACUGUGAAAUAGGAUUGUCAAGGGGAAUGCCUCCUGCAACAACAGCAGUAGCGGUGUUGCUGACAGUCAUACUAAUCAUAAUAAUUGGCGUGUUAGCAGUUGGAGGCUUUUUUAACUACAGACGAACAGGUUCCCUUUUACCAGCUCUUCCCAAACUACCAAGUUUAAGCAGUCUUGUAAAAUCUACUGAAAAUGGCAAUGGGGUAACUUUCCGAUCUGGAGCAGAUAUGAGUAUGGACAUAGGAGUCUCUGGUUUUAGAGCUGAUUCUGCUAUAGACAGAGCAAUGCAGAUGAAUGAAAACUUUGCGGUGGAGUCGGGGAAACAGCCAAUCACAUUUGAAAAUCCAAUGUACGCAACUAGAGAUAGCGGAGCCAGUGGAGCAAGCACCGUUUCAGUGAUUCAGCCAACAUAUGCAACAGCAGCUGGUAGUGAGGAAAAUGAAAAUUUUGAAAAUCCUAUGUAUGCCUCUGUAAUAUCUGCUAGUCCAAAGGAACCUCCUCAGAGUACAGAUGCACCUCAGGAAUCAAAAUGGGGUUUCUUCAAGAGAAAACUGAAACAAAACACUAAUUUUGAAAACCCAAUAUAUGCAGAGAUGGAAAAGGAACAGCAUCAGGACACAGAAAAUGUUCCUUCCCCUUCUCCUUCACUGCCUCCUAAGAUUACUCUGAAGAGAGACCAACCAUUAGCUUAUACAGCAACAGAGGAUACAUUUAAAGAUACCGCCAGUCUUGUUAAAGAGGACUCUGUUGUAUAACUAGGUAACUGAUUUAGGGGAAAAUUAGACACAUCCAUUUGCACAUAUAUUUUUUAUAACAGAAGAAGGUUCACAUUCAAAUGCUUUAUAAAAAUAUAUACACUUUUCAGCCAGUGGCUGGAGAUGUAUGUUGAAACUAUGCCUUGUUUUUUUUUGUUUUGGUUUUUUUUUUUGGACGAAUGCCAACUGCUAUUUUUAUGAACAAUUAUCAUGAUGUACUAUAUGUAUAUCUUUGCACUGAAGCUGUCUGAAAGUAAUAUUAUAAAUAUAUUGUACAUUUGUAAAUUUUUGAAAGAUUAUCUUGUUGAUAUUGCUAGUAGAAAUCUGUAUGGAAUUGGUUGUAUCUUUAGGGAUAAAUUCAUUAUAUAAAUGCUUAAACUAAAAAAAAACAAGGCAAAUAUAGGAACGUUACUGAUUUACAGGAUCUUUAGAGCAUAUAUUUAUAAUAACACCUUCAAAAACUUGUACUGGUGCUCUGGGCGUCUUUACCACCUAUUUUGUAUACUACUGUAUGGAAAAAUGGGUGUCUCUGCUUGUCGUGCAUUAAACAAAAGAUAGAAAAGUCAAUGCAAAAUAGUUAGGCUGAAUAGUUACCUGUGCAAAACAUUGUUCUUGCAGUAUUUUAUCUGACUGAGAUAGAAUAAUUUCCUCUCAAUCUGUAAGACACUUACUUUUUCUCCAAUUAAAACACUCCGUUAAUAGUGCUCUUAAAAAGAUCUGAUAUAUUUAGCUUAUAGUGCCAUGAGUAAUUUCAUACUUAAUUUAAUGAGAUUUUCUCCUGCUCGUUAAUGGAAUAGCUCUGUUCUUGGCUGGAGUCUCUGGAAGUCAUGUAUACUGUUAAAUGAGGUAGCUAGAUUUCUAUAACACCUUAUUUCCAAACAGCAAAAUACAGAAGAUAUUGGUUCAUUUAAGAAGUGAUUCAGGUUUUUUAAUGUGAAAAUUUAAUUUUAUUGACUAUUUAUUUCCUGAGGUGGACAUUAAUAGAAAGGGAAACAGUUUCUACUGAAUGCAGUCUUUGUAGUUAUCUGGUUAUUUUCAUAAUCUUCUAUCAGAAUGUACUGUACCUGUUACUAGCUUUUCUAUUAAUUAGCCAAGGUAGUUUCCACAACAUGAACCAUUCGAGGAGAGUCUGAGUACCACUGCAGGAACAUGUUAUUCAGCAUUCCUGGCUAGCUACUCAUAUAUUUUAAAGAUUUCUAAAUUUAUAAUCAUUGAGACUUCUGCUAUGUGAUUGUUUUAUACCUGAGUUCUCAAAAUACAUACUAUUUCUAUUAGAAUAUUUGUAAUUACCCUGUAAUGUACUUUGAUUAGAAAAGACAACUG
Molecule: messenger RNA, 15300 nt
Organism: Struthio camelus australis
Lineage: Eukaryota; Metazoa; Chordata; Aves; Struthioniformes; Struthionidae
Source: RefSeq, a predicted model, not a curated record